Molecule: messenger RNA, 354 nt
Organism: Fusarium verticillioides 7600
Lineage: Eukaryota; Fungi; Ascomycota; Sordariomycetes; Hypocreales; Nectriaceae
Exons: 1
Coding region: 1-354 (117 amino acids)
Source: RefSeq, a predicted model, not a curated record
AUGAACACUACUUUCGAGAACUUGUCGUACCAGGCAAUGACACUCAUCAACUUAGUGUUUGAAAAGGUAGAAGCUGUGCGAGAAACCGCUCCACCAAUGCCCUCUCAGGAAGAACUCGACAAACUGCUUUCCUAUCUCAAGAGACUCAGCAAUCACAUGACUAAGAUGAUAGAACGGACGGAUGGCCCAGAACAAGAGCUCAAGCUAGAGGCCGUAGUUACGCAGGCCAAUGAAGUCAUGCUUGAAGUGGACAACAUGCAGUUUGCCAUCUGGUUGCUUGACCCUGAUCGCCCUUGUAAGAGCAUUCACGGUGUUGUUCGUGACAACCCAUUGGCACACAAGAUCUAUCAGUAG